AUGGCUGAGGAUUGUAUAAAUGAACCCAUUGCCCGCUCAAAUUUCAUCAAAGGGAUUAUUCUCGGACUGUUACUUGGAGUCUCUGCCAGUGCUGUCGUCUACAAAAUCUCUCAACCCUCUAAUCUCACACACACAAGGAGUCGAUCGACCAGAGAUUUGGACUCAUCCGACAGCGAGGCGUCCACUCUACUCAGACUUUGCCGAUUUCAACUGAACACAACGAAGAUAAAGCUGAAAGAGGAAAAAGAAAUUUCCGAAGCUCUCAAAGCGAAUCUGACUGCUUGUGACGAGGGAAACAGUAAGGAAAAGGAAACUCUCCAAUUGAGCCUGGAAAGCUGUCGAGCCAAGAAUGAAGUGUUGGAAAAGGAGAAAAACGCCGCCAGACAAGAGCAAGCUCAAGCAGCCAAACAACUGACUACAUGUGAAGACAACAUGAACCAAGCAAAUCUCAACAAUACGAAGAACUUGGCUAUUUGCACAGAGGAAAAGCAGCAACUGGAGAAAGAGAAUUGGGUCUACUACAAGCCAACAAAAGCUUAUUAUUACUAUCGGGGCUUCAACUACGACGUUUACGGUGAUCUGAUCGUCUAUACUUGGCAAGAAGCCGAGAGAAUUUGCGACCAAAAAGGAGCCCAUUUGGUCUCCAUUCACAAUAAUGAGGAACGCUCAUUCGUCAACAAAAUGAUUCUCUCCGAUAUAAAGGCGACCAACAAAAAUUCCACUGAUGAGAACCCCUGCAACGCUUCCGAGUUCUACGUCUGGAUCGGGCUUCAUUUCGAGAAUGGGAAAAGGCGAUGGAGUGAUGGAAGUGCUGACGAUUACUUCGAGGAAAUUGCCUACACAGAGGCAACGCAGAUACAUUGGGUGAUGUGCCAUGAUAUCGCCAAUCAGGAGGAAUUCUCGAUUUGGCAAACGUCGAAUAAAGAGCAAAAGAACUCGAGAUUUGUCUGUAAGCGGUUGACU
Messenger RNA from Mesorhabditis belari, 963 nucleotides. The record is from the annotation of a GenBank genome assembly. Lineage: Eukaryota; Metazoa; Nematoda; Chromadorea; Rhabditida; Rhabditidae.